CUGUGUUCACGGGGCGUUUUUAUCAGCGCGUCUGACUGAGACACGGACAGAGGAUCAGUCAGGGCUCUGAUACGGUCACCGCACUUUAACUGGACACGAGCUUUGCUUUGAUAACCGCUUCCAAAGUAAUCUGGACAAACCCUCGGCCCGGUUUAGCUCUCCGAUGGAGCGGUGGAAAGGCAGAGUGGCGCUCGUGACCGGCGCGUCUGUCGGGAUCGGAGCAGCUGUCGCGCGCGCGCUCGUCCAGCAGGGCAUGAAGGUGGUCGGUUGCGCGCGCAGCGUCGAUAAAAUAGAGAAGCUGGCGGCUGAGUGUCAGAGCGCGGGCUACAGCGGCACCCUGAUCCCAUACAAAUGUGACCUGUGCAACGAGGAGGAGAUUCUCUCUAUGUUCUCUGCUAUUAAGACCCUGCUUCAGGGGGUGGACGUGUGCAUCAACAACGCUGGCCUGGCUCACAACGAGCCUCUGCUGAGUGGCCGCACUGAGGGGUGGAAGAACAUGCUUGAUGUAAACGUUCUCGCGCUGGCCAUCUGCACACGUGAAGCCUACCAGUCCAUGAGGGAGAGAAAUGUAGACGAUGGACACAUCAUCAACAUCAACAGUAUGGGAGGACACAGGAUGGUACCGAGUGCUGACGCGCAUUUCUACUGUGCCACCAAAUACGCAGUGACGGCACUUACUGAGGGGCUCAGACAGGAGCUGAGGGAGGCCAAGACACACAUCCGUGCCACGUGUAUAUCCCCUGGCAUAGUGGAGACAGAGUUUGCCUUUAGACACCACAACAGUGAUCCAGAGAAAGCUGCUUCUGUGUAUGAAAGUAUAAAGUGUUUGAAAGCUGAAGACAUAGCCAAUGCUGUCACCUACGUCCUCGGCGCCCCUCCACACGUUCAGAUCGGAGACGUGCAGCUGCGGCCGGUGGAGCAGGUGUCCUAGUGACGGAACGGAGACGCGCCGAAGGAGAGCGGAGAAGACUCAGAAGCAGUGUCUCUCUGGCAACAUCUGCUAGAAAAACUGUACAAAUAGAAUUGAAACACAGAAUUGAAAGGGAAUUAGGGGUUUGUGUGUGGUUUGAGGAAAACGUAGCAAAUCUGAAAAUACGAAGCUUGUGUGAGAGGGAACUGCUCCAUGAAGAAAGGAGAUAAAGAGAUAUUAUUGGUACUGUUCCAAUUAACACAAACACUGCUGCCUCAAAGUGAUGGGGAUUUUUUUUUUUAGUCGACGGAAACUGGGAAAAUGGAAACAGGGACCAUGUAAAGCUGAACAAUGGUCCCCACUUAUGACCACAGACCAGAAUGCAAUCGGUUGCACAUUUUUUCAUUUCUUUUUUUUUUUCUUUUCUUUUUUUUAAGGUUGUUUUACAUAUCUGUUUUGAAACAAGACAAAAACACUCACUCAGUGUUCAGAAAAAUAUGUGCAGGAAACACAGUUGCAGUUAUAAUGGAUUCAUUCAUCUCGUAUAAAGGCUUUUAAUACGUUGAUAUUGUGUUAGAAUAGUAGCUGUUCUAGAAGUUAUUUGAAUCCAUUCCGUGCUAAUGUAAUCUAUUCCCAAAUAAAAAGAAAGUAUAGUCUUUUUUUUUUUUCCAAAUAGACUUGACAAAAUUUCUCUUUUUCACCAGUAACUAUAAUCCAGUAGCGUUAAAUGUGAGUACAUUUUUCAGAAGCCGUAAUUAGAUUAUUAAAAUAAAAAUAUUUUAAUAAUUAAAAAUAAAAUAAAAAACUCAAAAAUACCCUUAAACCCUUAAAAAUAAAAACAGUUUGCUUUCCUCUCUGAAACCCGACUUCCAUCUGCUUUUAUCUACAGAGUUCACCCUCAUAUCCCAAUACUAUCCAGUGAUAAGCUGCUGAAGUAUAAGAUAUUAUUGGUUUUAUAAGCCUUUAUACGACCCCCCCCCCCACACACACACACACACACACACACACACUGCAUUAUAAUUGUUCUGUGUUAGCACAUUAAUUACUGUAUUUUUUAUUUUUUUUUGGAAGUAUUCUAACUUUAGAUUGUAUGUAGAUGUGUUUCUCAUAAUGUGUAACUUUCUGUAAAUUUGUUCAUUUACAACCAAUCAGGAGUCCUCUGAAGUACCUCUGAAUUUAGUGCAGAGCCUGAGCUGAUGCGUUGCAGACGAACAAACGAUGAUGUGCUCAUAUUAUUUUUUAAAGCCUGCAGCCAGUGCAUGAUUUUUAUCCAACCCGAGGUUAUGCUCUUGAUGAAUAUCUUGAUGUCAUGAUGUAGAAUUGUUUUUUGCACUUUGGACUUUAGAGAGAAAGCAUAAAAAAAAAAAAAACUACACUGACACCUUUCCUAGAGACAUGUGACUAACUUUUAUGUGUUAAAGAAGCUCCACCUUUAAAACAACUGUUCAUGUGUACAGAUAAGAUAUUCCCGUGAACAACAUAAACCUUUAAAAAAAAAAGAUUAUUAGUGCUGUGAA
Molecule: messenger RNA, 2427 nt
Organism: Tachysurus vachellii
Lineage: Eukaryota; Metazoa; Chordata; Actinopteri; Siluriformes; Bagridae
Gene: dhrs11a
Product: dehydrogenase/reductase 11a
Exons: 7
Coding region: 164-931 (255 amino acids)
Source: RefSeq, a predicted model, not a curated record